Messenger RNA from Brenthis ino (lesser marbled fritillary), 315 nucleotides. The record is from the annotation of a GenBank genome assembly. Lineage: Eukaryota; Metazoa; Arthropoda; Insecta; Lepidoptera; Nymphalidae.
AUGGCUGAAGAAGCGGCAGCCACUGGCGCAGUAGCGGAAAAAGUGAUACAUACUUAUCCAUUGAUAAGGCACUCUGAUAUGUCAGAGGAGAUGCGAACUGAGGCAGUGGAGUUAUCAGUUACAGCAUGUGAAAAGUUUUCCCAAAACAACGAAUUGGCAGCUCGCAUGGUCAAGGAGUCGAUGGACAAGAAAUUCGGGCCAGCCUUCCACGUGGUCGUCGGGGAGAGCUACGGCUUCGAAAUCACGUAUGAAUGUACGACGAUAUGUUAUAUGUACUUCGGUGGUAAUCAAGCGAUUUGUAUUUGGAAAUGCUCU